Molecule: messenger RNA, 878 nt
Organism: Argiope bruennichi
Lineage: Eukaryota; Metazoa; Arthropoda; Arachnida; Araneae; Araneidae
Product: ganglioside GM2 activator-like
Exons: 4
Coding region: 171-710 (179 amino acids)
Biological process (GO): lipid transport; ganglioside catabolic process
Cellular component (GO): cytoplasmic side of plasma membrane
Molecular function (GO): enzyme activator activity; lipid carrier activity
Source: RefSeq, a predicted model, not a curated record
AACCCACUAUGAAAUUAACGAUGGACUAAAAUGAGAGCGACUUAUUUUGAUUUAUGAAAAUAAUUCUUAAUAAUUAAUUUUCAAUAAAAAAAUUUUUAAAUUAAGUUCCUUAUUAAUAUUUAUCUAAAUUUAUUAAUAUAAAUCCAUUUCUUCCCAAUUUAAUAGCCAAGAUGAAAGCAAUUUUAAUUACAUUGGCUUGUAUCAUCGGCUUGUGUCAAGCCAAAAUUACUUAUGAAAACUGCUUGAAGAAAGGGAAUGAAGCAAUUGCCGAGCUCAGACAUUUUGAGGUUUCUCCUGAUCCUCCCUCUUUCAGUAAAAAUGUGACAGUCACAUUGGAUGCUGAACUCUUCAAGGACAUGCCUGAAAACCUCAUGAUCAAGAUGAAUAUCUACAAAGUCACAGGAAUAUUUAGUAUCCCUAUUCCAGCACCCUGCCUUAUGGGAGUUGGUUCUUGUACGACCCCCUAUUGCACAUUUUUGGAAAAAUACAAGGAGCAAGCUUGCCCUUUCUUCCCCGAAGGUGCUUCAUGCGAUUGCGAUAUCAAGGCAGCAAAAUACGGAGGAAACAAAAUUACUAUCGUACCACCAAAUCUUGGACCAAUCAUCAAAUUUGUUGCAUCGGGUAACUUCCGAAUCGAACUCCGUUUCGUGGAUAAGAGCACCAAGAAAGAACAUCUCUGCUACAUAUUCAAAGGAAAGGCUCUACCAUAAAAAGGAAAUAGGAUAAUGGAAAUUUAAGUUAUAGUGGACUAAGGACCUUGUAUAUUUGUUUGUAAAUAACUACUCAGUCCUCUCAAACGGUUUGAAAAAAUCAUUAUAAAUGUGGACUAAGUACAUAACCUUCUGUUAAAUAAAAUAAAUAAAAGUGUUAUUGGAUAA